Gavia stellata (red-throated loon) is the source of this 3623-nucleotide messenger RNA. RefSeq names its product zinc finger and BTB domain containing 40 (gene ZBTB40). The record is from RefSeq and is a predicted model, not a curated record. Gene Ontology annotation, biological process: regulation of transcription by RNA polymerase II. Gene Ontology annotation, cellular component: nucleus. The coding region runs from base 20 to 3364 and encodes 1114 amino acids. Lineage: Eukaryota; Metazoa; Chordata; Aves; Gaviiformes; Gaviidae. Gene Ontology annotation, molecular function: DNA-binding transcription factor activity, RNA polymerase II-specific; protein binding; RNA polymerase II cis-regulatory region sequence-specific DNA binding. The transcript is spliced from 15 exons.
GCCAGUAGACUCUGGUGCCAUGGAGCUUCCCAGUUACAGCAAGCAGCUGCUGCAGCAGCUGUACGCUCUCUGCAAAGAGCAGCAGUUCUGCGAUUGCACCAUCUUCAUUGGGAAUGUUCAUUUUAGAGCACACAAGGUGGUUUUGGCUGCUGCCAGUCUGCUUUUUAAAUCCUUGUUGGACAGCACAGACACCAUCUCCAUUGACGCUUCUGUGAUGACCCCUGAGGAGUUUGCGCUCUUGCUGGAGAUGAUGUACAGUGGCAAACUCCCACUGGGGAAACACAAUUUCUCCAAAGUAAUCUCCGUGGCAGAUAGUCUGCAGAUGUUUGAUGUGGCUGUUAGUUGCAAGAACCUCCUCAGGGACCUCAUCAACUGUUCGACUCAGGACCAGGUAGUGAGAGAAGUCUCCAGCCAGGCAGCAGACUCAUCUGGAAACCAUGCUGAAGCUAAUAACUUGCCCCAGUCUGAAAAACCUGCUGAAGGAAAAACAGAUACCCUCCUCCCUCAGAGAGUUUCCCCUUCUCCUGGUCCUCUUGAAGCAGAAAUGGAAGCAGAUGUUUCUCCUCCUGGCCAGGAACUUACUGUGAAUCACACCUGGGUUCACUGGGAUGGGAUGCCAAGUGACUCUAGAUCCCUCUGGGGGGAUUCAGGCUCUCAUCCUGAUCAGCCUGCCUGUGCCGAGCAGGUUGGCCGUGCAGAAGAGGAGCUUGCUGAGCCUCUGGAGGAGAAAGGAGCAGCGAGGGAUUUAGCAGCAGAGAGCAGAAGCUGUAAACUGGAUUUCUUUCUUCGAUAUGAAAGUGUUUUCUCUGAGGCCCUUUCUGAUGCCCGAGCUGUGCUGAAAAGACUAGAAGAGUGCAGAGAAAUUGAUGCCGCUCAAAAGGAGGUGGUUUUGGAUUGCUGUGAAGGUGGCUCUCAGAGGGAGGCCAUGGACAAUCUGCUCAGGAAGGUGGAUGAAGAGAAAAUGCUGAAAGCAGAAAGUUUGGUCAAACUUCUGAUGGCUGUGAAAGCAUCAUUCCCUGGUCUCCACCUUGUGCUAGACAACUUGAUGACAACAGCAAAUAUCUCUGAUGGCAAAGCCAAAUGGAGCCCCAAGGAUUAUGGAGCCAAACUGUUGAGAAGAUACCGAGAAAAUUUAGUGGAGCUCCUCACAGACACCCAGAUGCUGCUGCAGGGCAUCUCUGCUGCACAGAGCCUGGCUCCUGCUGAGAGAGAGGUGAUGGAGCAGGUUGUGAAGCGUGAGACCGGCGGUUUCGCCUCCCUCGUGUCCGCGGCUCUGGAGGAGCAGUCUCUGUCGGUCUGUGCCGUUUGGCAGCUGCUGCUGGCUGUGCGAGAACCUGCACCGCUGAACCUGCUCAUGGAGGAGAUCCGAAAACAACCUGGUGCAGAGUUUUUCUUCCAAGCAGUGUCCACCAGCGAGAGCACAGCCAUUGAGAUCAUCCUGCGGCACAGCAAGCUGAUCUCGGAGGCCAUCCAGCAGAGAGCGGACCUGGAGGGCUUGGCUCCGGGGGAGGCAGGACUCACAGAAGCAGUAAAAGAGCUACUGAGUAUUUCUGCUCAGAAGGAAAGUUCAGAGGCCUCCUUGAAAGCAGCUCUGAGCACAGCCCAGGAGAAGUCUGUUCCGGCCAUCAAGAUCUGUCAGCUGCUGUGCAAUGUCCAUGAGUCCUUCCCGGACCUGCAGCCAGUGAUGCAGGAGCUGGGGCAUGUGGGUCUCUUGACUGAGGGAAGUGGGGAGAAACCUGGGAUCAGGAAGUGGAAGGUGAACAGUGAAUCCCAAGUUGAAGCCCUGGACAAAGAUGAGGACAAGGCAGGAGGUGCCAGUGCCAGGGAACUGAAGGAACUCCAAGAGAAAGCUUCUUCCAAGAAGAGUUUUGUCUGCAAAGCCUGCAAUAAGACCUUCCACUUCUAUUGCCGCCUGAAGGUGCACACGAAACGUUGUCGGGUGGCCAGAGGAAAGCAAAUCCAGUGUAGGGAGUGCAGUGAGGUCAAAUCGACGAAGAAGGAGCUGGAGAAGCAUCAGCUAGAGGUCCACGGGGUGGUGGGGACAGCCAAGAAGAAGAAGAAGCGUCUCCCCGUGGCAUGCGAUAUCUGUGGCCGAGAGUUUGCUCAUGCCUCAGGGAUGCAGUACCACAAGCUGACGGAGCACUUCGACGAGAAGCCCUUCUCCUGCGAGGAGUGCGGGGCCAAGUUCGCGGCCAACUCCACGCUGAAGAACCACCUACGGCUGCACACAGGGGACCGGCCCUUCAUGUGCAAGCAUUGCCUGAUGACCUUCAUGCAGGCCUCUGCCCUCGCCUACCACACCAAGAGGAAGCAUGCUGAGGGGAAGAUGUAUGCCUGCCAGUACUGCGACGCUGUGUUCGCCCAGUCCAUCGAGCUGUCACGCCACGUCCGGACUCACACGGGGGACAAGCCGUACGUCUGCCGGGAGUGUGGGAAAGGCUUUCGCCAGGCCAACGGGCUCUCCAUCCACCUCCGGAACUUCCACAACAUCGAAGAUCCCUAUGACUGCAAGAAGUGCCGGAUGAGCUUUGCCACCCUGCAGGAGCACCGCAAGCAUGUCCACGAAGCCCACUCCCGGGAGUGCCACCCCUGCCCUACCUGCUCUAAAGUCUUCAGCGCCCCAUCCCUCCUGGAGCGCCACAUGGUGACCCACAUCGGAGGAAAGCCCUUUAGCUGUGAGAUCUGUGACAAAGCUUACCAGCAGUUGUCAGGGUUAUGGUAUCACAACCGGACCCACCACCCUGAUGUCUUUGCAGCUCAGAAUCACCGGUCCUCCAAGUUCUCCUCCCUGCAAUGCAGCUUCUGUGACAAAACCUUCUCCAGCACUGCUGCUCACCGAAAGCACGUCAAAGCAGAGCACACAGAUGUGAAGUUCCACGAGUGUGAGACGUGCAAGGAGCUCUUCCCCACGCUGGCUCUUCUGCAGGUCCAUGUGAAGUGCAGGCACUCAGGGUCCCAGCCAUUUCGCUGCUUGUACUGCUCAGCAUCCUUCUGCUUCCCAGGAGCCCUGCAGAACCAUGUCACCACUGAGCACUUCAAGCAGACGGAGAGCACCUUCACUUGCGAGCUCUGUGGGGAGCUCUUCCCCUCCCAGGGAGAGCUGGAGAGGCAUUACAGUGCUGAGCAUCCCAAGGUGGUCUUCUCCCAAGCCACCACAGCCCAGAUUGUGCAGGUGAUUCAGACGUCGGAGCAAGGAGGAGCAGAGCACAUCAUCUCUUUUGAUGAGGCCCAACUUGCUGGCUCCCAAGUCUUUGUGACAUUGCCUGAAUCCCAAAUGAGCCAAGCUGGCUCCGAGCUGGUGGCAGUGACCAUGGAGGACUUCUUUGAUGACAAAGUCACUCUGAUUUGUGAAGAAACCAAGUGAGAGUGAGCGGCGGGUGCCCAUGCAUGGUGCCUGAUAUCCACUAGACUCGUUCAGGAGCUGUACCUCAACGUGCUGCUCCAGCAGGGAGAUUCAGGGUUUCUUUGGGAAAGCAGCUUCGGGUAUGCAGUGCUGCAAAAGAAAUGGCAUGCAGCAAGCACGGCGUGGCCAAGGACAGGAGAGGUUUGCAAACAUUCACAGGGGCCUGGGAAAUCUCCCUGCAGUCGGCAGCUGCCAGCUCAGGUGAGCUGGACCACUCAUC